AUGAAUCACCUGAAAUCAAACAACGAUGCGGCAGAGGUGAUUGAAGAAAUGCUUAAUCGGUGCAACAAGUACGAAGAGAGGGUCGUCGCUCUGCGAGGCAUCGUUGAUCAAAAAUCAAAACAACUUGAUUUAAGCAUACAAAAAUUUCGUAAAUUAGAUGGACGAGCCAAAGAACUGGAUAAAAAUAUUUCACUCUCUCAUUAUGUGUCGACGAAAGAAAUGGAAAAGACCAUCAAAAAUGCAAAUCAGACUACAGAGCUCACCUCCGAGAAUUUGUCAUCAAUUCGAGCACGAAUUCAUAACAAAAACGAAGUGAUGAAACAACAUCAACAACUAUUGAAAUGGAAAGGAAUACUGCAAAGGUUAUUAAAUACAGGACGGUUCUUGGAGGUUGGAGUUGUCGGUAAAUAUGGUACCCGAUAUGGUGCUUCGUUAAGAAAACAAAUCAAAAAGAUGGAAAUUACCCAACAUUCCAAGUAUACUUGUGCCUUUUGUGGCAAGGAUACUGUUAAGAGAAAGGCCGUAGGUAUUUGGGAAUGCCGAGCGUGCAGAAAGGUCUUAGCCGGCGGUGCAUGGACAGUCUCAACCACCACUGCUACCACCGUUCGUUCAACAGUUCGUCGUCUACGUGAAAUAAUGGAAUCUUAA
This is a messenger RNA of Acaulospora morrowiae, 648 nucleotides long. The record is from the annotation of a GenBank genome assembly. NCBI's taxonomy places the organism in Eukaryota, Fungi, Glomeromycota, Glomeromycetes, Diversisporales, Acaulosporaceae.